AUGGACAGACUGACACAGCUGCAGGAUGCAAUCGACAAGAUGGCGUUGCUCUUUGUCUCCUCCCUCGACCAUCUCACCAAGAUUGCUCCCCUCGUACCUCUUGACCCCAACGUCCCCGUCGUCAGCACAGACUCUGCACAAGAACUGGCACUCGAUAUCAGUCGCCAGGCAAAAGAACUCGAAGCCCUAAUCGACAACCUGCCCGGGAUCUCUCAAACCCCCGAAGCUCAAAUCCAUGACCUCGAGAACCUUGCCCAACAGAACGCCGACGCCACAGUAGAAUACGAAAUGGCCGUCCAGGAGGCCAAGGAGCUCCUGCAGGACGUCACUUUUGCACUUCGACGCAUUGCCGAAGACCAAAGCAUCCGUUCCUAA
This is a messenger RNA of Linnemannia hyalina, 375 nucleotides long. Lineage: Eukaryota; Fungi; Mortierellomycota; Mortierellomycetes; Mortierellales; Mortierellaceae. The record is from the annotation of a GenBank genome assembly.